UCCUUCCAGUUCUUUUUAUUCCCCUUCUUUUGGGGGGUUUGGGAAGGUGGGCACAGAAUGGAAGUCUUUGUGGGGACCCAGGAAAUGAAGUGUUUAACGGUAAAGCUUAAAGCAUUUGCUGUAGGGAAGGUUUCUCUGUACCCACCGCAUCAGCUGCUCAUUUAGCAGUGCCUGAUGUUUAUAAGAGUGCCCUGUGGAAGUCUGCAUGUUCAUGAAUGAGCUAACAGUAGCUUGGCUCUGUGUAGAAAGGAGAGGAACUAUGAAGCACAUAUACCCAUCCCUGCUUUUAUUUUUUAUUUUUCCUUCAACGUCCAGUGUUUCCAGGGCCUUUGCUUUCUCUUGCCACAUUGGCAAAGCUUCCCAAGCUCUAUUGCCCCAUAGUCACGAAAGGUCUUCAGUAAUUGCUGGGAUGGUGAGUGGGUUUUGGGCUUCUAGCCCUCCAUUCCUUCGGUCGUGAAUUCCACUCAGUUAAAGACUCAAGAGAAUUGCUUAAAACUUACAUUUGGCAGUCACGCCUCAAACAAUGAAUUUGUGGAGAUCCAUUUAUUUAUUUACACUAACGAAGAAAAAACUGUAAUACUGCAUCAAAAUGAAACUUAGUGGCUGCUGAAUCACUGAGUAAUAGCGUAGAGUCGCUGCUUAAGCCUUUACCACAAUCAUUGCAAUGUUUGUUUGUAGACUGCUUGGUUUUUUGUAAAGUCGUGUGGCUGCGUGUGGUGCAUUAUUCCCAAGGUGCUCCUUACUGCUCUGAUGCUCUGUAUGUUCGCAGUACCGGGUAAGGCGGAAGGCUCUGUGGCUGGGGAAGAGUGGCUUGGACGUGUUGCUGCGCUCUCUGUUGCACCAGAAUUUCAACGGCUGGGUUUGGCUGCUAAAUUGAUGGAACUACUGGGAGAAAUUUCAGGAAAAAAGGGUGGAUUUUUCGUCGAUCUCUUUGUGAGCGUAUCAAAUCGGGUUGCAGUAAAUAUGUCUAAGCAGCUCGGCUCCCGUGUGUACCGGACAGUAUCGGAGCGCUACUCUGCUAGCAGUGGAGAGCCAGAUGAAGAUGCUUACGAUACGAGGAAAGCUCUUUGCAGAGAUACAGAGAAGAAAUCAAUUAUACCUCUGCCUCAUCCUGUGAGACCAGAAGACAAUGAGUAACUGUAAACUGUGAUUCUCAGACAACCUAGUGUCAGUUUCCUUCUCCCCAAAGCCCCCAAGAACUCUACAGAUGAGAAAUAUUAGGCUCAAUGUUUUUCCCCGUGAAAUACCAAAAAGCAACACUGAGAAGCUUCCCAACGCUGCUUCUGUCGGUAUUGGCUGCAUAUUCGUGCUCUUACCCUAUUGUUCUUCCUUUCGAACCGUGGCACUCUGGAGACUAUUAAAAUGGAAUUGCUUCCUGUAUGGUGGUGUCAUGGUUUUCCUUCUCGGCCACAAAACAGUCCCCUCACUUUGUCACUCUCACGGAGCCCUGCUCCGAAACUGAAAACGCCUGGCCGCUGCUCCCACACAGAAGGUGCCAGGAAGGAGUUCUGUUGCUGGCUCUCGCCUUCCCUUUGCAGCCAUAUAACUGCUGCGACAAAACCUGGGCUCCGUUCUUUCUGAGCCACAAAACCAGAAAUUGGGUACAUCA
This is a messenger RNA of Falco peregrinus (peregrine falcon), 1609 nucleotides long. Its product is annotated as N-alpha-acetyltransferase 20-like. The transcript is spliced from 3 exons. Gene Ontology annotation, molecular function: protein-N-terminal amino-acid acetyltransferase activity. Gene Ontology annotation, biological process: N-terminal peptidyl-methionine acetylation. Gene Ontology annotation, cellular component: NatB complex. The record is from RefSeq and is a predicted model, not a curated record. NCBI's taxonomy places the organism in Eukaryota, Metazoa, Chordata, Aves, Falconiformes, Falconidae. Bases 751 to 1137 code for a protein of 128 amino acids.